AUUUUACUUGUUUUGCAUUCUUAGUGAUGGUUUCUCAUCAGUGACCUCUCACUAGCCAGGCCGAGCCUCUCAUUCAAACCCCAGCCAUGGACGCUCAACAGGAUUCCCAAGGGGUUCCCCAUUCCCGGCCUACCAAUGCUUGUGAGGCUUGUAGAGCAGCCAAGGUGAAGUGCCAGGCCAGCAUCCAGCUAGGAAUCUGCCGGAGAUGCCUAGACUCAAAGCGCGAGUGCAUCUUCAAACCCGGUCCACGACCUCGACGACCCAGACAAUCCAAACUAAACAAAACCACUCCCCGACCCCCGCCCCCAACCGGGCCAUCGAAGACAUUCACAAUCGACGUCCCCAUGCCCCCCGAAGACGACGCAGAAAGCAGCCUCUCAGCCCUCCGCGACACCCACGCCAUGCGAAUCAGCGCCCUCCUACCGCCGGGGUACUCCUCGUCUGAUGACGACGACGAAGGCGACGAAGUGCACCCGCAGUUCCCCUUCUCCUCCUCAGGGGGAACACCGCACGACUCCGCAACAGCACCCCCACGCUCGACCGCCGGAUCGGCCACCACAUCGACGGCCUCGUCCCUGCCCCUAGGUGCGUCUGCGCUGCGGACGCCACCCGCCUCGGACCAUCCCGCCCCCGGCCGACCCGCGGCGGUGCCUGCGGUCGCCGCCGGCAUGGGCGUCCGGCCGCGGUUCAACCUCGACUCUGCGACGGCGCUGCUGGGGCGGUUCCGCGGCCGCAUGCUCCCGCACUUUCCGGCCUUGGCGGCGCUGGACGACGGCGGCGGCGGGGAGACGGUGGCGGAGAUAGCGGGGCGGAGGCCGUUCGUGCUGCUAGCGGUGCUGGCGGCGGCGAGCGGCGGCGGGGCGGUGCUGCAGGGGCAUAGCCUUUACGACGAGGAGUUUAGGAAGGUGCUCGGGCUGAAGUUCGUGGCUGCUGGGGAGAGGAGUUUGGAGCUUUUGCAGGGGGUGGUGGUUUAUUGUGCUUGGUACCCGUUCCAUCUCAGGCCAAAGAACAGGCAGGCUCGUCAAUAUGUUCGAAUGGCAGUUGAUAUAGUUCAUGACCUCGAGCUUGACCAAGAUUCAAGCAUCGAGGGGGUCACUAUAGAGAGUGUUAGUGAGAGGCGGUUGGAAGAAAUCAGGGCAUACUUGGCCACUUACUACCUCGUCGCUUACUUCUCCACAUCAUGGAGCAGGACGUCUUCGCUUCCGCAUACCGGAUACACGACACGGUGCUGUGAUCUCCUUGAGAGAAGCACCAACAAAGGAGAUCGCGUCUUAGCCUGGCUAGUAAGGCUCCAACACGUUGCCGAGGAGAUCGGCGACUUACGAAAAAACCGGGACAACGCCCAGAGCGAGUAUCAGCUCGAUUUGAUGCUGAGAGGCAUGGACGCCCAGCUGACUGAAUGGGAGGGCCGAAUGGCCCCCGACAUUAGCUCAAACACCUCCAUCCGCCUCUCCCUCCUCUUCGCCCGCGUCUUCCUCUCCGGCGCCCCGCUACUCAAGCUCCCCGCCCCCAAGCGCCCCCCCACGGACCCCGCCCUCGCCACCGCCUCCCGCGCCGACCCCGUCCGCCUCGCCGCCGCGAUCCCCCGCCUCCACGCCCUCCUCGAUUUCGCGCUCGCCCUCCCCGCCGCCGAGCUCAACGCCUUCACCGUCGUCGAGUGGGGCGCCUUCAUCCUAGCCGUCAUCCUCGGCUUCCGCAUGAGCUUCCCCUUGCCCGUCGCGUGCCCGGCGUGGGACGACGGCCGGGCCAGGCGAGAGAUCGGAUUUGGGGGGUAUCUGGAGGGGAUGGCGAGUAUGGGGGGUGGGGGACGGGGGGGCGAGAACGUCGCGGCGGCGAGUGCCAGCAGCAGCUGCAGCAGAAAGAAUGUAGAUGUCCUGAGUGCCAGUAAGGUGGUUCUCGAGGUCGUUAGACAGAAGUACGAGAAGCGGUUGGCGAGGAUCGAGAGGCAGCAGCUGGCGAGGCGGAGGCAGUCGGAGAUGCAGUCAAGCUCCGGAAUGGGUUUAGGUGCGGAUCUAGACUUGAGCAUGCCUUUAGAUCCUAUGGAGCUGGACAAGGCUAUGCAAGGGUGUCCGAUGAUGGACGGCAGUCUUGACUCGUAUUUCCCACACUGGGAUGAGAGCUUCACGACCGCGAACCCUAGCAUGUUGGCGGGAACAGGCAUGGAUAACUCACCACGGGGGGGCGAGUCAAAGACCCAGCCUGCGGGUUUCCCGGAUCUUUGGGCGACGAUGACCAUGGGGUGGGCACUGCCGGACUUGGACUUUAAUGGGUUAUAUGUACCCAACUAAUCGGAUGAUCGAAGGAUUUGGGUAUUUCGAUACGGCUAUGUUUUUCAUAUAAUCUAUCAUAGUAACAGGUUUUUUCUU
This is a messenger RNA of Phialemonium atrogriseum, 2366 nucleotides long. RefSeq lists its product as uncharacterized. The transcript has 7 exons. Gene Ontology annotation, molecular function: zinc ion binding; DNA-binding transcription factor activity, RNA polymerase II-specific; transcription cis-regulatory region binding. Lineage: Eukaryota; Fungi; Ascomycota; Sordariomycetes; Cephalothecales; Cephalothecaceae. Gene Ontology annotation, cellular component: nucleus. Bases 87 to 2288 code for a protein of 733 amino acids. Gene Ontology annotation, biological process: regulation of DNA-templated transcription. The record is from RefSeq and is a predicted model, not a curated record.